Molecule: messenger RNA, 2127 nt
Organism: Solanum tuberosum (potato)
Lineage: Eukaryota; Viridiplantae; Streptophyta; Magnoliopsida; Solanales; Solanaceae
Product: probable pectinesterase/pectinesterase inhibitor 7
Biological process (GO): cell wall modification
Molecular function (GO): enzyme inhibitor activity; pectinesterase activity
Source: RefSeq, a predicted model, not a curated record
AUGUCUAGCAAUUAUCAUAAUACUAAGAUUUUCUUCAUGUCUCAUUUUAUGAUAUUUUUUCUGUUUUUAUCAUUUUUUCAAUCGUCUGCUAAUGAUGAUAAUUCUCCUUCCAUCAUUUGCAAAAAUACCCCUUUUCCUAAUUUCUGCAAAUCAAUGCUACCAAUAAAUGACUAUGGUCGAUUUUCAGUUCACAAAUCUUUAUCUACCAUUUAUAAGUUCAUUUCAAUUGUUCAAAAAUACCUUAGACGAUCGAAAAAUCUAACGAUUCCCAUGAUUUGUGCCCUCGAAGAUUUAUUUUUAGCUGAUUUAAACAAAGAUUAUCUCUCAACAACAUUCAAGACUGUUAAUGAAACUUCUAAGAUUUUGCCAAUUUUGGAAGCAGAGGAUUUGCAAACUUUGUUAAGUGCCAUUUUGACAAAUACACAAACUUGUUUAGAUGGUCUCCAAGAAAUUAAUAGUACCUAUUUUGAUCCUUGGAGUUUGAGAAAUGACAUUUUAACCCCUCUUAUUAAUGACACAAAACUUCAUAGUAUUUCUUUAGCCUUGUUCACAAAAGGGUGGUUUCCUAAGGACAAAAAAGGAACAAAAAUUACUCAAAAGAAGUUAGUUUUCAGAAAUGGCCACUUGCCUUUGAAAAUGUCUGAAAGAAAUAGGGCUAUAUUUGAAACAAUUAGCAGGAGCAAGCUCCAGCAGCUUGCUGCUGACCAAGAACAUGAUGACCAUGUUAAGGUGAGUGAUGUUGUAAUUGUAAGCCAAGAUGGAAGUGUGAAUUUUAGUACCAUAAAUAAUGCUGUGGCUAUUGCUCCAAAUAAUACAGAUGGUUCCACAGGCUAUUUUCUCAUAUAUAUUACUGCUGGUGUGUAUGAGGAAUAUGUUUCAAUUGCCAAAAACAAGAAGUAUGUGAUGAUGAUUGGUGAUGGUAUCAACCAAACUAUUAUUACAGGCAACCAUAGCUACAAUGUUGAUGGAUAUACUACAUUUAAUUCUUCUACUUUUGCUGUGGUUGGUCAAGGAUUUGUUGCAGUUAACAUAACAUUCCAAAACACAGCAGGAGCAAUCAAUCACCAAGCAGUUGCAGUUAGAAAUGGUGCAGAUUUAUCCACAUUUUAUAGCUGCAGCUUCCAAGGGUACCAAGACACAUUAUAUGUACAUUCACUCAGACAAUUUUACAGAGAAUGUGACAUUUAUGGAACAGUCGAUUUCAUAUUUGGAAACGCUGCUGCAGUUUUCCAGAAUUCCAACAUAUACCCGAAACUCCCUUUACAAAAUCAGUUCAAUGCAAUCACAGCACAAGGCAGAACAGAUCCGAAUCAAAACACUGGAAUUUCAACUCAAAAUUGCAAUGUAAAACCAGCAGAUGACUUAAAAUUCAGCAACAGUAGCACGCAAACGUACCUUGGUAGGCCUUGGAAGGAGUACUCAAGGACUAUUUACGCACAAAGUUUCAUCGAUGGAUUUGUGAAUCCGUUAGGAUGGAGAGAAUGGCCAGGGGAUUUCGCACUCAAUACGAGUUAUUAUGCAGAGUUUAAUAAUACAGGGCCAGGUUCUAACACCAGUGGCAGAGUCACUUGGCCUGGUUUUCAUGUUAUUGAUGCUGCUAAUUUCACAGUUUCUAGCUUCUUACUUGGAGAUAAUUGGUUGCCACAAACUGGAGUGCCAUAUUUUAGUGGUCUGUUAUAAACAUGACCUCAAUAAGCUGUAAAACCUCAAAGUCUGUUCCAAACUUCCAAUUGAGGUUGAUGUGUAUAAAAUGAGGUGACAUAUUUUAUUUAGUUAACUUAUCCACGUAAUAAGACUUGAGAACACAGGAAAAGGUUCUUUCCAAAUCUAUGCCGAAAGUGUCUAAUAUGAACACUUUAUCAUGUGUUUGGCAGUUUGGGUGCUCAAUCGGAAUAUAUCAUAAUCCGAGUGUCUAAAUGAAAUUUACUCACAAGUUUAAAAAGCAGUCGAUGUAUUCCACCUUGUAAGAAUUUACCUUGAUCCCAGCUAGCUUGGUGUUGAGGUGUAGUUGAUUGAUACAAAUUGAAAUGAAUGAGUUACUUGACGAAAUUGCUUGAACCUGAGACCUCUAAUUAAUAAUGAAAGGAUACAUACCACCCCACUACAACUCCGAGUGCUGCAACUUUG